CAGGAGGGCGGGCGGGGGGCAGAGCUCCGGGGGACUGGGCGGGCCAUGGCGGAGGACGGCGAGGAGGCGGAGUUCCACUUCGCGGCGCUCUAUAUAAGUGGGCAGUGGCCGCGGCUGCGCGCAGACACUGACCUUCAGCGCCUGGGCUCCAGCGCCAUGGCGCCCUCCAGGAAGUUCUUCGUUGGGGGGAACUGGAAGAUGAACGGGCGGAAGCAGAGUCUGGGGGAGCUCAUCGGCACUCUGAACGCGGCCAAGGUGCCGGCCGACACCGAGGUGGUUUGUGCUCCCCCUACUGCCUAUAUCGACUUCGCCCGGCAGAAGCUAGAUCCCAAGAUUGCUGUGGCUGCGCAGAACUGCUACAAAGUGACUAAUGGGGCCUUUACUGGGGAGAUCAGCCCUGGCAUGAUCAAAGACUGCGGAGCCACGUGGGUGGUCCUGGGGCACUCAGAGAGAAGGCAUGUCUUUGGGGAGUCAGAUGAGCUGAUUGGGCAGAAAGUGGCCCAUGCUCUGGCAGAGGGACUCGGAGUAAUCGCCUGCAUUGGGGAGAAGCUAGAUGAAAGGGAAGCUGGCAUCACUGAGAAGGUUGUUUUUGAGCAGACAAAGGUCAUCGCAGAUAAUGUGAAGGACUGGAGCAAGGUCGUCCUGGCCUAUGAGCCUGUGUGGGCCAUUGGUACUGGCAAGACUGCAACACCCCAACAGGCCCAGGAAGUACACGAGAAGCUCCGAGGAUGGCUUAAGUCCAACGUCUCUGAUGCGGUGGCUCAGAGCACCCGUAUCAUUUAUGGAGGCUCUGUGACUGGGGCAACCUGCAAGGAGCUGGCCAGCCAGCCUGACGUGGAUGGCUUCCUUGUGGGUGGUGCUUCCCUCAAGCCUGAAUUCGUGGACAUCAUCAAUGCCAAACAAUGAGCCCCAUCCAUUUUCCCUACCCUUCCUGCCAAGCCAGAGACUAAGCAGCCCAGAAGCCCAGUAACUGCCCCUCCCCUGCACAUGCUUCUGAUGGUGUCAUCUGCUCCUUCCUGUGGCCUCAUCCAAACUGUACCUUCAUUUACUGUUUAUAUCUUCACCCUGUAAUGGUUGGGACCAGGCCAAUCCCUUCUCCACUUACUAUAAUGGUUGGAACUAAACGUCACCAAGGUGGCUUCUCCUUGGCUGAGAGAUGGAAGGGGUGGGAUUUGCUCCUGGGUUCCCUAGGCCCUAGUGAGGGCAGAAGAGAAACCAUCCUCUCCCUUCUUACACCGUGAGGCCAAGAUCCCCUCAGAAGGCAGGAGUGCUGCCCUCUCCCUUGGUGCCCGUGCCUCUGUGCUGUGUAUGUGAACCACCCACGUGAGGGAAUAAACCUGGCACUAGG
Pongo pygmaeus (Bornean orangutan) is the source of this 1348-nucleotide messenger RNA. It is a transcript of the gene TPI1, whose product is annotated as triosephosphate isomerase 1. Gene Ontology annotation, biological process: glycolytic process; gluconeogenesis; glycerol catabolic process. Bases 46 to 906 code for a protein of 286 amino acids. Lineage: Eukaryota; Metazoa; Chordata; Mammalia; Primates; Hominidae. The transcript is spliced from 7 exons. Gene Ontology annotation, cellular component: cytosol. Gene Ontology annotation, molecular function: triose-phosphate isomerase activity. The record is from RefSeq and is a predicted model, not a curated record.